AUGAUUUAGAAGUCUGAUGAUUCCGAUUCUGAUUAUUCUCCAAAAAAACCCUUUCUUUAUAAAUAAAAAGCAUUAAAAAGUAAAAUUGGUAAAUACUAUAAAGGUAAUAAAAUUGAAAAUCGGGAGACUUUUUAUGAAUGUUAACCAUUAUUAACAAAACAUUAAGUUUGUGAUAGUACUUGUUUAACCUUUAAAAAAUAAAUAUAUCAGAAUUAACACAUUAGGAAUAGAAUCAAAAAAAUAGAGCCAUUGCCCUUGUAUAAUUGCCAAAUAUAUUUAUAAAAUAUCUUGAACUCUAGAGCACAUAAAAAGUUAGUAUAAAAAAAAUAAAAGAAACCAAGCAAUUGGAAAAAAAAUGUAAUUCUAAGAUGUUAGAAUUUAAAUUAAACUUAGAGAAUGUAAAUAGAAUAACUUUAAGCAUAAGGAUAUAGAAAUUGUAUUAUUGCAGCCUUAUUAGGGGUUUCUCCUCAAUAGGUUAGAAGAAAUUAAUUCAAUAUAAACCUCAAUCAAUCUAGGGAACAGAUUUAGCUAACAAAUAUUGAAAAAACUUGGCUCAAAUUUUAAGCUUAACAAUAAUCGAAUUCUGUAUUAUUUAAUGCGUUUUCUUUCAGAAACGCUUUUCUUAAUAAAUUUCCAGAUUAAACUCUUAGCAUACAAUAAUUUAGAAAGAUUCUUCAUUAAUAAUAAAUAAGAUAUCGAACUCCCUCUCUAAAACCUUUAACUUUUUUUUAAAAAGAAGGAAAAAAUGAAGAAACAGUUUAAUUCAUCUCUACUUUAUGUGGAUACUUGAAUGAAAAUUACAGCAUUAUUUUCAUUGAUGAAUGCUCUCUUGGGAAUAUCUCAAAAUACACUCAUAAAUAGUGGCAUGUUUUAGGAUCUUUUAAGCAAACAACUCACAGAAUUUCAACUUUUAAGUAUUUGAUUAGCGCUUUAGGAACUAAGGGUUUCUUGUAUUUUCAAUUAUUUGAAGGAACUGGGAAAGCAUAUAUAUUUUAGGAUUUUGUAACUUCAAUUGUUUACAAAGCUUAAGAGUUUUAUAAAUCCUAAAAAUUUGUUUUCGUAAUGGAUAAUUGUAGUAUCCAUAAAUCCUCCUAAAUGAAAAAAAUUUUUGUUUAGACGCACUGCAUAUUCACUCCAGCUUAUCGACCAGAAUUCAAUGCUAUUGAACAUAUGUUUGGUUGGAAGAUAAAUAAAAUUAAACUACCAAUUCACAGUGUAUAUAUAUUUUGCAAGGAUAAUCAUUAUUCAGAGCUAAAAAGAAAAUAAUAAAAUCCAAAUAUAUAAAUGAAUUACCAAUCCAAUAAUUUAAUAACCUACUAAAUUUUCAUUUAAAUAUAAACCAUAAUCAAAUAGAAACCAUAUUUAAUUUUUUAUCAAAAUUACUUUUAAUCUGUAUUUAUCUCUAAUUACUUUUAACAAAGAAUUGCAUGCUUACCUCAUAUGAAGUUAUCAAUCAAUUGGUAUCUUUCCUAGAUAAUUUCAAAAUUUCCUAUUCUUAAAUAUAAUUUACAUUAUUAAAUAUCAAAAAAAAUUAUUUUCCCAUAAAUAUAUAUGGAAGAUAAAUUAAAAAAAAAUAAUUUAUCUUGA
Paramecium sonneborni is the source of this 1587-nucleotide messenger RNA. The record is from the annotation of a GenBank genome assembly. NCBI's taxonomy places the organism in Eukaryota, Ciliophora, Oligohymenophorea, Peniculida, Parameciidae.